CAGUGGGCAGAGAAAUAUCAUCCUGCGCAGAUGUUAUUCUGUGCACAACGUUGGGCCAUUUGACGUUUUUGAAGGAUAACGAUUGACCACUUUUUUUCCUGAAUAUGUAAAUGGUAAAGCUGAGUUUUUGGAUGCUGGAAAACAAAGGGAGUAAAACUACAGCUGUUUAAGGAGUAUUUUCUCUUUUACCUGGUUAUUGCUUUUGUGAUGAAAGAAAUGAAAGAAAAAAAAAACGAACUCACUGUAAGUCGCUCUGGAUAAGAGCGUCUGCUAAAUGACUAAAAUGUAAAAUGUGAUCAACUAACUAACAUUGAGAUGAUUUGUAUGUUAGAUUGUUCAUAUGACAUUAUUUUCCCCAGUGGGAAAAAAUGAAGGCUACUUCAUCAUGGGAUGCUUCAUUAACAAAUGUGUCAUAAUAGUGGAUCAGUUGUGGCUCUUCGAACAAGGACUCUUCUUAUAUGGACACACGCUUCAUCCUUAUGGGUUGUGAUAACUUGACCAACAGCAACGGGACUUUGCCUGCUAGGCUCCCUUACACUGUGCAGACUUCUGUGCCUCUGACAAUACUGGUGGGUAUCCUUAUUCUACUCACAGUGUUCGGCAAUGUCCUAGUGGUCAUCACUGUGUUCACCAGCCGGGCCCUAAGAGCCCCUCAGAACUUGUUUUUGGUGUCCUUAGCAUGUGCAGACAUUCUAGUGGCCACUCUGGUGAUGCCCUUUUCUCUGGCUAAUGAACUGAUGGGAUAUUGGUACUUUGGUCAAGUGUGGUGUGAGAUCUACCUGGCCCUGGAUGUUCUGUUCUGCACCUCAUCCAUCACACAUCUGUGUGCCAUAAGUCUGGACAGAUACUGGUCGGUCACUCAAGCCAUUAAGUACAACUCGAAAAGGACACCACGCAGGAUCAAAUGUAUAGUGUUAUUCGUGUGGGUGCUGGCUGCCAUUAUAUCAUUCCCACCUCUCAUUUCAAUGGAGAAGGAAGGGGCCAAAGAGGAGGGUCCCACAUGUAAGAUCAAUGAGGAGAAGUGGUACAUCAUAUUCUCCAGCACCGCCUCAUUCUUCGCCCCCUGUGUGAUCAUGAUUCUGGUGUACAUUCGAAUUUACCAGGUUGCCAAGAAGAGAACCAGGGCCCCUCCGGGUGAGAGGAGAAGGGAAAACGAUAAUCCAGAUAAAAGUCAGUAUGGCUUAGUUCAGCAGGACCCUUUGGAGAGAGGGAACAAAGAAAGAGGGAGAGGUGGAGUAGAGGAGGGCGAGGAGGUCAAUGGACUAAAUGUGGAGGAAGAGUGCUCCUCGUCUGAUGGGAAUGAGAACCAGUGCUCCAUCAAAAUGAAACGGAGCAAGGGAAAUACCAAAGUGAGUCAGGUGAAACCAGGAGACCCAUCUCCUAAAGGUGAUGAUGCACAGCAGUGUGUGAAAGUGAGCCGAUGGAAAGGAAGGCAGAACAGAGAGAAGCGCUUCACCUUUGUUCUGGCUGUGGUCAUGGGAGUGUUUGUUGUCUGCUGGUUCCCCUUCUUCUUCACGUACACACUCACCGCCAUAUGUGACUCUUGCUGUGUCCCUGAGACAUUGUUCAAUUUCUUCUUCUGGUUCGGAUACUGCAAUAGCUCACUGAAUCCAGUCAUAUACACUAUAUUCAACAAUGACUUCAGGAGGUCUUUCAAAAAUAUCCUUUGCAAAAGGGAUCGACGAGGGCUAUGAAUAAGCUUUUUUUGGACUAGCUACUGUUUCCUGUUGGAGUCUUAUGGAAAGAAAAUGUACCUAUUGGGAAAGACUUGUUCCACAUUCAGUUCUGUCCCACUGAGCACACACUGGUUGAAUCAAUGUUGUUUCCAUGUCAUUUCAAUGAAAUUACGAUGAACCAAUUUUGAAUAGAUGUUAAAUUGACGGUUGUGCCCAGUGGGGUGUGCUUAAAGUAAAUGGAAAAACUGCAAGUAAAUUGUGAUCAAUUUUGUAAUGCAUCUGUUACUGUUUUUAUGUGUGUGUCAAUGUACAAUAGUUUUGAGUUCAUUACAAUCUUUAAUCCCACUACAUACAUUUAGAUGUAUUUGACUUUAAAACUAAUGAAUGCAAUGUGGUUUAUUAAUUAAUGCAUGUUGUGAGGGA
Molecule: messenger RNA, 2099 nt
Organism: Coregonus clupeaformis (lake whitefish)
Lineage: Eukaryota; Metazoa; Chordata; Actinopteri; Salmoniformes; Salmonidae
Product: alpha-2A adrenergic receptor-like
Exons: 1
Coding region: 459-1694 (411 amino acids)
Biological process (GO): adenylate cyclase-activating adrenergic receptor signaling pathway
Cellular component (GO): membrane
Molecular function (GO): adrenergic receptor activity
Source: RefSeq, a predicted model, not a curated record